Molecule: messenger RNA, 16087 nt
Organism: Callithrix jacchus (white-tufted-ear marmoset)
Lineage: Eukaryota; Metazoa; Chordata; Mammalia; Primates; Cebidae
Gene: LRRC69
Product: leucine rich repeat containing 69
Cellular component (GO): cytoplasm
Molecular function (GO): protein binding
Source: RefSeq, a predicted model, not a curated record
UUUGAGGAGUCUCGCUCUGUCACCCAGGCUGGAGUGCAGUGGCACAAUCUUGGCUCACUCCAACCUCCAACUCCCAGGUUCAAGCGAUUCUCCUGCCUCAGCCUCCCAAAUAUCUGGGACUACAGGCCAGUGCCACCACACUCAGCUAAUUUUUUGUAUUUUUAAUAGAGACGGGAUCUCACUGUGUUAGCCAGGUCGGUCUCAAUCUCCCUUGUGAUCUGCCCACCUCGGCCUCCCAAAGUGCUGGGAUUACAGAUGUGAGCUGCCGCACUCAGCAUCUCCAUCUUGUGUUACCACCUGGAAUAGUACAGAAGCCAUCCCUGCCUCUGUUCUUACUGCCUUAAACCAUUCUUUUAUGCUACUAAAGUGAACUACCACAAAUGCAAGUCUGACUACCGCUUUCCUGUAUCAUUUAUAUUUUCAUUUUUUAUAUAUUCUGAUGUUUUGACAUCUUUAAAAACCUUUCUGGCUGGGGAAGGUCUGCUCCUACUGGGGUUAGCCAGUUCUUAGAGAUAGCAAAGGGCAGGUGCAGCCAAGAGCAUGCCUUUGCAAACUAAGCAGUCCUAAGCCAGACCUCCUCUAUCUGACCUAUACAUCCCAGGGGACAGUAUUCCUUUGCUUUAGUCAUCCCAGGGCCAGGUACCAGACCAUUGGGACCACCCCUAAAGCCUAGCCCACUGGAAUUAUUCACGCUAGCUAGUCCUAAACUGUUUACCCUUCUUUGCUUUGUAUUUUUCACAGGAACCCCAAUAAAGACUCUGGCCUAGACUUUCUUGCCUUGCUAUUCUGUUCUACCUCUUGACAUAUCCCAGUCCUUUCCCAUGUGGCCCUGCGUGUCAUGCCAUGCCUCCUGUUUCUAGGGAUUUGAGUAUAAACUUCUGUUAUAACAAUCAUUUCCUUUUUCGUUUGUCUUACUAUACUUGAUUGAAACACAUUCUGGGUACAUUUUAAUAUACUGUCUAACCUAAUCCUGUGAUGGCUUCCCAUUCCCAUAGGAUGAAGACUCCUUAUCACGACAUUUAAGAGAUGUCUUUCAUGACAGGUCUUGUUUACUCCUCCAGUGUCAGCUCCCAUCACCCCUUUCUUUAGAUAUAUACACUGGAAUCAAUUAUUGAUACUCCCCCAUGGUCCUGUGUAUUUCAUGCCCCUGAACUUUUUCUUCAUGCUUUUAUUUAAAUGCUUUUCCACUUCGCAUUUACUUCAUCAUCUGGUUAACUCUUUUUAAUCCAUUAUGACUGGGCCCAGCAAUCAAUAGCAGGGAAUCUUUCUUGAACCAACAGAUCAGCCCCUUUGCCACUUAGUGUACUGUCACUUCUCCUAGAUAAUCUCCUUCAGCCUCUGUGGAUCUUAGGGAAGACAUAACAAUGGGCACAAAAGUAACAGUCAUAUAUAGCAGGCUUAACAAGCUCUCAUAGUUAUAUAAGGUCAAAUUCCUAUAAUAAAACCGAUAUUCUAUACAAUUUCUAAUCGUUUGUAUUUUUUUUUUAAUUAAAUCUUGAUAUACAGUUUACUGCUACUAAGUCAUCCAGUAGGAGCUUUGGAACUGAGCUUGAGUGUAAGUUAGAAGGGCCUUGAAGAGACUGUUAACAGGAGCCUUAUGUCACUUCAGGAGGCUAUUGGUGAGGGUUUAAACAAGGUAAGAGAUAUUAAUGGAAGCUGAAAGAAAGGUGACUCUUGUGACAUCAUUAGCAAUGCUGGACAUUUAUUUUCCGUAAAACAUUGGAAAAUAAGUAUAGCUCAACUGGAUGAUCUCAGUAAGGAGAUUUCUAGGCAAUGUCAAAGGUGCUGUCUGGAUUCUUCUAGCCUUAUAGCAAAAGACAAAAAGAGAAAGGCAAGCAAGAGAAAAAAUUGUUCAUUGUAAAGGAGUCACAACUUUUUGGGUUUGAAAAAUAAAACUUCUUUUCAUUACUAACCUCUACAGACAGUGAAUGAUGCCAAAAUUAACUAGUUUGUUCCAGACAGAGCAAAUUCAGGGAACUCUCAGUAAAAUGAUGAAGAUGAAAAGGCAUGGCUAUAAAAGGCUUUCUUAAGAACUCAGGAAGGUUAAAUAUGCUGUGUUAUCAACAAACAAUAGGGACUCUAAAAAUCUUAAAUAUAGUAUCUCACAGCAGUUUCACAAGGGAAUCCAAGGUAGAGGUGGGUCAUCGGAAAGAGAUUUGUGGGUGUGGUUUUUGUCUGAUGGAGUGAGUUAUAAACUUUUAAAAGAAACCCAGGACGUUUUUAAAGGAUUUGCAUCAGGGUGGAUUGAAAAGGACAAAAGAAUGAAAAGAUAAACCUUCAUGCACUGUUAGUAGAAAUGUGAAAUGGUGCAGCCAUCAAGGAAAACAGUCUGGCAGUGCCUCAAAGGACUUAACGUAGAGGUACUGUAUGACCCAGCAAUUCCCCCCUGAAGUAUAUCCAAGAGAAUGAAAAUAUGUCCACUCAAAAAAAUUGUACACGAAUGUUUAUAGCAGCAUUAUUUGUAAUAACCAAAAAGUAGAAACAAUGUAAGUGGCCGUCAGCUGAUGAGGGGAAAUGUAAACUGUGAUGUAUUUAUACAGUGGAAUAUUAUUUGACAAUGAAAAUAAAUGGAGUGCUAAUACAUGCUGUAAUAUGGAUAAGCCUUUGUAUUUGUCUGUUUUUGCAGUGCUAUUAAAAAAAAUACCUGAUACUAGGUAAUUUAUAAAGAUUAGAGAUUUAAUUGGCUGAGAGUUCUGCAGGUUGUAAAGGAAGCAUAGCAGCUUCUGCUUCUGCAGAGGUUUCAGGAAGCUUCUAGUCAUGGUGCAAGGUAAAAGGGGAGCAAGGCACACUUCACAUGGCUGGAGCAGGAGGGAGUGCGGGGCGGUGUCACCACUUUUAAACAACCAGAUCUCAUAAGAACUCACUUUCAUGCGGACAGUACCAAGAAGGAAAUCUGCCCCAUGAUCCAAUCACCUCUCACCAGGUCCCACUUCCAACACUGCGAUUAUAAUUUGAUAUGAGGUUUGGGUGGGGACACAUAUCCAAAGCAUGUCAGCCUUGAAAAUAUUUUAAGUAAAGUAAGCCAGUCACAAAAGUCCACAUGUUAUAUAAUUUCAUCUAUAUAAAAUACCCAGAAUACAGAUAAAAGUAGAUUUGUGGUUGCCUAGGGUUGGGGUGGAUGGGUGGAAUGGAAAGUGAUUGUUAAGUUUUCAGGCUUGCUUUUGGGGGUGAUGAAAGUAUUCUAAAAUGGAUUAUGGUAGUAGUUACACAAGUUGGUGAAUAUCCUAAGGACCAUUGAGUUGUAUACUUUAAAUGAUUGAAUUAAUGGUAUGUGAAUUUUAUCUCCAUAAUGUUGUUAUCAAAAAGGAAUAAAAAUGAAGAGAGGCCUUUGGAACCUUGAACUUCCAUGGACAGGAAGCCGACAGGAAAACACGUGGCAAACAUGAGCUGUAUUUUAUGGAAAAGGAAAGAAAUUCAGAGAGUGAAAUCAAAAGCUCAAUUAGGGGAACCAAGAGGUAAUUCCAGGCAGUACACAUGGGCAGGGUGCAGUGGCUCAUACCUGUAAUCCCAGCAUUUUGGGAGGCUGAGGUGGGUAGAUCACCUGAUGUGAGGAAUUCAAGAGCAGCCUGGCCAACAUGGUGAAACCUUGUGUCUACUAAAAAUACAAAAAUUAGCCAGGCAUGAUGGCAUGUGUCUGUAAUCCCAGCUACUCAGGAGGCUGAGGCAGGAUAAUCUCUUGAACCAAGGAGGUGGAGAUUGCAGUGAGCUGAUAUUGUGUCACCACACUCCAGCAUGGGUGACAGAGGGAGACUCCAUCUCAGAAACAAAAAUAGUGACAAUGUGUGCCUCAUUUGAUUUCAGAAUUGCUGGCUGCUUUGUUCCUCUGAUUUUUCCUUUCUUUUUUUUUUUUUUCAAAUGGUACUAUUGCCUGCCCUUUGUUUUACCUAUGUUAUAUUCUAGGUACAUGUGAACAGGUAACUUGUCUCCUUAGUUGAUAGGUCUUCAGAUCAAGAUGAACUGCACUUAAGCUGAACUCAAAGCACUACCUCAGAGGAGCUGCAUCUACCUUUGUACCUAACUUAGAUGACAAGAUCUUUGGACCUGAUGUUCUAAAUAGAUGAAACUUCCAAGGAAGGGGGCUUUGCAGGAUGACUGUCUCUGUUUUGUACCUGGGAGGAAUGUAAACAGCUCAUGGCUACAGGGUAUAUUGUGGUGAGUUUUAAAACAUAUCCACAAAUUUUUGGUCACUUGCCAUCAAGAGGCAGAUUCUAAGUUGUCUCCCUUGAAAUAUGAGCUAGUGUCUGUGACUUGGUUCUAAUGAAUAAAAUGUGGUAGAGGUGAUUGUGCAUGACUUCUGAAGCAAGGUCAUGAAAGUAAUACAGCUUCCACUCCACUUUCUCUUUUGCGAUGCUCAAUCUUCAAACCAAGCCACUAUGUUGGGAAGAAGUCCAAGCCAUACUGGAGAGGCUACAUAUAGAGGCAGACCACCCUAAGGCCCUAGCCAAAACCAAGUAUCUACUACCAGAUGUGGGUAAGAGUGAACUUUUAGAUGAUUUCUGCCCCACACUUUGAGCUGACAUAGCUGUCACUAGGAGAAGCAUAGGCAAGCCCUGCUCAGAUUAAGAUUUGUCAAUAAAAUAAAUCUUUUAGGCAAUUAAGAUAUGUUGUGGUUUGUUUCCCAUGAUAGAUAACUGAAACAGGCAGUAUUAAUAGGAUUGAUUAUAUUUUGGAAGUAAGGGAGAAGAAAGACUCAAAAAUGUUAGCCAGGUUUUCUAGGUUCUGCAGAUAAUGGAAAGCAGUAUCAGUCUGUAGUGGUUUAUUUACCCACAUAAAGCAGUAAGAAAUUUCCAGGGUUUAGACAAUGUCAGCUGGGGUGCUAGCCAUGCAAUAGUUACUUAAGAGAUAAUGAUUGUCACAGAUUUUUUUUUUUUUUAAGAAAAACAAAGCCUUGUGAUCAGUUAGUUUUGAUAGUAACAGCUUUCAUAUUCUUAGGAAAUAAAUAUCAAAGUAAAAAAGAAGAGGCAUAGGUUUGGAAGAGGGAAGGCAAAUAGCAGUGAUUAAGACGCUGAAAAAUUAUCUGUCAUUCUAGCAACUGAAAGUCACUGUUAGUCAGCACCUCUUGAUUUACUGUUAUGAUAUUGAUAUUCAUUAUAAUCCCUUAAAAUGUUUAAUGGUCGUUUUUUAAAAUUCUGUCACUUGCUUUUACUCUCUUACUGGAAGAGAUUUUGUCUCUAAUAGCAUUCUCUCAGUAAAGCCUUCCCUGGUCAUCCAAUUUAAAAUUGUAAACUUCUCAUUACUCACACUCUAUUUCUAUUUUCUGCUUAGUCUUUUUUUCCCUUUGGCAUCAAAUCACCAUCUAACAUAGUACCUCUUUGAUGCUUUUCUUCCACCACUAGAAUAUAAUUUUCUUGAGAACUGAAUUUUUUGUCUUUUUCAUUCACUCCUGCAACAGUGUUGAGUAUGUAGUAGGUGCUCAGCAAAUAUUUGUUGAAUAAAUAAAUAAUUUCUGAAUGCCAAAGGAAGGAUUGAUUUCUGUUCGGAACACUUUCAGUUCAGAAUGUAUUUUAUAAUGUUCAAGUUUUUGGAAAUCCACAUCUAAGUGUGACACAUACACGUGUAAUUCUAAUGCCUCUAGGACUCAUCUGGGUGCUAAUGGGGUUGUGAUAAUAAUCAAAUGUUACUGGCCACAGCUCCCCUUUCUCUCUUUUUGGUCUCUGUUUUAAUCUUUUAUUUGGAAAUUUUAAAACAUUUGCAAAAAUAACAAGACUAGUAUAUUGAAAUGCUGGUAUGGUUUGGAUUUGUGUCCACUCCAAAAUCUCAUGUUCAAUUAUAAUCCCCAGUAUUGGAGGCUGGCCUGGUGAGAGGUGAUUGGCUCCUGAAGGCGGAGUUCUCAUGAAUGGAUUAGCAUCCCCUCAGUGCUGUUCUCCUGAAAGUGAGUGAGUGAGUUAUCCUUAGAUCUGGUUGUUUAAGUGUGUAACACCUCCUCCCUCUCUCUCUUCCCCUGGCUCUGGUCAUGUGAAAUGCUGGCUCCCCCUUUGCUUUACACCAUAGUUGUAGGUUUCCUGUGGGCUCCCCAGAAGCUGAGCAGAUGCCAGCACCAUGCUUCCUGUACAGCCUGCAGAACUGUGAGCUAAUUAAACACCUCUUUUCUUUAGAAAUCACCUAGUUUUGGCCGGGCGCGGUGACUCACGCCUGUAAUCCCAGCACUUUGGGAGGCCGAGGCGGGUGGAUCACAAGGUCAACAGAUCGAGACAAUCCUGGUCAACAUGGUGAAACCCCGUCUCUACUAAAAAUACAAAAAAUUAGCUGGGCAUGGGGGCGCGUGCCUGUAAUCCCAGCUACUCAGGAGGCUGAGGCAGGAGAAUUGCCUGAACCCAGGAGGCGGAGGUUGCGGUGAGCCGAGAUCGCGCCAUUGCACUCCAGCCUGGGUAACAAGAGUGAAACUCCGUCAAAAAAAAAAAAAAAUAAAGGAUUUACCUAGUUUCAGGUAUUUCUUUAUAGCACUGCGAGAAUGGACUAAUGCAAACUCCUAUGUAUCUAUUACUCAGCAUUAAUAAUCAUCAGCAUUUUGUCAAUCUUCUUUAAUCUGUUCCUUCCACCUGCUUUUCCCCCUAGAUUAUUUUAAAGAAAACUCAAGAUAUCAUUUUAUUUUACCUGAAAAUUUCAGUGUGCAUUUCUGAAUGUUCAGCACAUUUAAAAUAAAUACUACCACCAUACCAUUUUCAAACAUGACAGAAUUAGUAAUUUCUCUCAUCUAAUAGCCCAUGAACAAAUUUCCCUUAUUGUUUAAGAUGUUUUUAUUCAAUUGAGGAUUCAAAUAAGGUCCAGACAUUGGAUUUGUCUGUGAUUUUCCCUAAGUUUCAUUUACAUUAUAACACUUUUUCUCAUUUUUAUUAAUGCCUUUAAUUUGCUGGUGAAACCUUGUGACAUUGGACCAGGACCAGUCCUGUGAAAUCUUCUGUGUUAUAGGUUUGACUGAAUACUUCCCUAUAAUGAACUUAACUUAUUCUCUAGUCCUCUCUUUUGUAAAUGGUAGUUAGAUCUUGAAGCCAUGAUCAAAUUCAGAUUUAAUUUUUAGGCAAGAACAUUUCAUGGGUGGUGCUGCUGUGUACUUUUUAUUAGACUACUCCAUAAAGCUUGUUACAUGAUUGUCUCAAUUUUAUUGUUGCUAAAAUUGAUUAGUAGAUUGUUAUUAAUCUGCUCACUUGAUUAUAAAGUUCCUCAUCAACUUUUCAUCUAUUACUUUUAGUCUCCAAUUAUGAUUUUUGUAUCGCUCCAUCAUUUGAUUAGAAUUUGCAAAAAUCGUGAUUAUUCUAAAGUUAUUGUUUUCUGUCUCAUUUAUUGAGAGACAAUUCUCAUGAAUAAGAACUUUAUUAACAAUUAAGUUAUACUGAAAUGCAGUUUGUACUGGGAGGGCAGAAUAAAUGCUUACAUUUUUUUCUUUUUCGAUGUUCAGGCAGAGUUGGUGCCAUAGUAAGUCCUAGUGUGAUUAAUGUUUCUUUUUUAAAAAUGCCAUUACAAAGUCAGAUUUUAAUGUGUUUUGGUGUGUUUCAGUCUACUCAAGAUUAUUUUUUUCUGAUCCUUAGUAUUUUCCAUCUUAGACUAGUGGGAGUUCCUAGAAGUUCACUUCUAUAUGUCCUCAUUAAUCUCUGACAACUUUAACACUGCAGGCAUAAGGUAUUUUAGGCUUACCUUAUACAUUUCCUGCCACAAACCUGGACCAGCUACCUUCCCUCCCUAUCUUUCACAUAGGAAAAUAAUCUAAUGCAUCCCCCCUUCAACUUGGUAGAUCUCAGAAUGUUCUUGUUUCUAUGAUAUGCCAAUUCUGUAAUUAGAGAUUCUAAAGCUUUAUAAUAAAGAACUCUAAUCUCUAAUGGUUACCUUCUUUGUUUUCUACUUUUCCAAGAUCAUGACUGAGAGAUUGUUAAUCAAAGCAUUGAGUGGUGGUAAAAACACUAAGAUCAUUACUUUGAAUGGGAAGAAGAUAACAAAGAUGCCCUCAGCAUUAGGAAAACUGCCUGGCCUGAAGACUCUAGCCCUUCAGAAUAACCUAAUCCCCAAAGUGUGCCCAGAGUUAUGCAACUUAACCCAGUUGACAACACUAAAUCUGGGAAACAACCUUUUAGAAGAAGUUCCGGAAGAGAUGAAAUAUCUUGUAUCUCUGAAGAAUCUCCAUUUGUCUGGAAAUAGGAUCUGUAGAUUCUCACCUGGAGCAUGUGAUGGCUUACAAAAUUUAAUCCUGCUUAAUCUGAACAACAAUCAUCUUACGCAGCUUCCUCAAGAAGUCAGCAGAUUAAAAAGUCUUACUAAUAUGAGUAUAAAUUAUAACCAACUAGCCAGCAUUCCUAGAGAACUUUGUUUUCUUGAGAAUCUUUCUGAACUUCAACUUAACUACAAUCAGCUAAUAUGCAUACCUGAAGAGAUUAAGUUCUUGAAGAAGCUUCAGAAACUUUUGCUGGCCAGAAACAACAUUGGAGUUUUGCCAAAGGAACUUUGUGAUCUUAAAAAACUCAGAAUCUUAGACAUAGCAGGAAAUAUUAUUCAGAUAUUUCCAUCAGGAUUUCAGGAUCUGAAGCUGAGGGAAUUCUACUGUGAGGGAAACCCACUGUUCCUGCAGCGGCCGGAGAUUGCUAAACACCAGGAGAAUAUCUGGAGUCUACAGGAAAUAACAUCAAGAUUUGUAAUUAAUCAUCUAGCAGAAAAUAACCCUUUCCUAAUGGAUGCCAUGGAAUGGUACCCAGAAAUCAGAAGCAUAAUCUCUCAGAGAAAAACAUGUGCAAUAUGUGGACAGUACUUUAUAACUGUAUGGCUGGAAUGUGUUCAGUUUGUUCCUCCACCAAAGGACUGGAAGAUAAGCAAGAACCUGCAGCUGGUGCCUGUCCAAGUAUUAGUUUGUUCUUACAAAUGUUUUACUCAGCGUGACCCUAACCUCUUUGGAAUUGCUCGGGUGUAGAACAGGUUAUUUUAUGGACUGCAGCUAUUCGAAAAUAAGAGGCUGGAAGUCACUUGCUCUUGCUAAACAACUGUUUUGCCUCAUGGCCUUGAGAAUGUCCCUAGGCAGCUUAAGCUGCAAAUUCACUGCUGGUACUUUGGGAGCCUUCUGUAGGCCACAGGACUCCAAACUGCAUGAAACCUCCUGACCUGAAGUUCGAAAGGAAUCUGGAGACUCAUAGAGCAGCCAUGACACACUAGAAUUUAAGAGGGGCCUUUUGAAAGGUCCUAGUCUAAUUGAAAUCAGUGCCGUGAGGGGCUAGAGAAAUCAGCUGAGCUCAUGGGAGACAGGUGCCUUGUUUCUACAUGCAUCAUUGGAGUGAGUGAAGAUGGUUAAUAUGGCAAAACAAUAGUAAACAUGGGUGUUGGCGACUGAGAAAAUGAGCUACAAAAACUAGAAGAGCAAGGCUGCUUUAGAAGGUGGAUGGGGAAGGCAAAAGAUCUAGAAUCUCUUGGAUUCAGGCCAUCCAUGGGCAGCUGAGAGUUCUGACACGUUCAACGGCAGGUGUUUGGGCCUAAAGUGAGGUGGGGCUCAUCAACAUCACUGCAGAUGGAAGGUGAGCAAGCUGAUCAGUUUUAAGCCUGGAUCAUGAGUUGCAGGCAGACAGCCUGGGGCAGGGGCUGCAUGGGCCAGGAGCUUCACAAGGACCUCUUUAUGAGAAGUUACUGGCUUUUAUUCCUGUAAGUAAUUUGAUACAUAUUUGGAGAGAGAGGAAGAAAGUGAGUGUAUUGGAAAGUAAGGAAGCUGGAUCAUGGCCAUCCCUCCCCUAGUAAAAUUAGAAAAAGCCGCCAGUCACUUUAAUUUUAACCAAAGCCUGUGAUUUCUUUCUGGUGUGACUGAAAAAACUGGGGGUUACUUGUGGUUUAUUAUUUUAUCUUUCCAAAUAGAGGACAAAAAGUGCAUUUAAAAUGUUUUAAAACUGACCAAUUAAAAUGCCUCAUUCAAGUAAGUAAUGGUUUGAAAAAGAAAGUACUACCUCAAGGAAGAAAAUAUCCAUAUCUCAUUGGAAGAUGUUUGUUUUAUGUUUCUAAUUGCUCAUCCAACAAAUAUUCAUUGCUACUUCUCAUAAGGAAGAUGUUAUCCAAACUUAGCAGUGGAUGGACAAAGCCUCAAAGAGCUUUAUCUGUCCCUAGCACAAUGACCAGAAAGGGAUUCCUUUAAAAUGUCAGACGAGGCUCUUCCCUGCUCGAAUCCUGCCAGUCUCACUCUCCACAUUCUAUUUCCUCUGCUGGAUCACUGUUCCCUCAGAUAUUCUGGCUCAUUUCCCCACAACCUUUAGGAAGUCCCUCUCUGGCCACCCUAUUUAAAAUUAUGAUGCCCACCCCAACAUGCACAAAGGCCCUUCCCUUAUGUUUCUCAUUCCUCAACACAUUCUGUUUCACUCUACAAUUUCCUUAUUUAUUUAUUGUCUGUCUUCCUCCACUAUAGUGUAAACUCCAUGAGGGGAGGGCAGGAAUUUUUCCCUCAACGUUUUAUUAUGAAAAUUUUCAAGCAUAUAGAAAAGUUGGAAGAACUUUGCAAUGAACACCCAUAUACCUAUCACCUAUGUUCUGUAAUUAACAUUUUACUAUAUUUGCCUUAUUAAAUAGCUGUUUAUUCCUCUAUUCAGUCAUCAGUCUAUCUUAUUUUUUAUGCAUUUUGAAGUUGAAAACCAGUAUAUUUCCCUUCUAAUAUUUCAGUGUGCAUAUCACUAACUAGACUUAAAUACUUAUCUUUUUAUCUUUUUUACAUGAACGUGCUUAUGCACAAAUUUAUAAGACUUUGGCAGAUGCUUUCCCAAACCUCUAUCAAGAUAUGGAGCACUGCCACCACCCCCAAAAAUGUUCUCAUGUCCCUUCCCUGUAAGGUUGCUGGAAUUCACAAAUAAAAAUAUAGGAUACCAUGGUAAAUAUGAAUGUUAGCAAACAACAGAUGCCUUUUUAUAUAAUAAUGUCAUAAAUAUUGCAUGGGACACAUUUGUACUAAAAAAUUCUUUGUUUAUCUGAAAUUCAAAAUUCAUCUGGCAACCCUGCUUUCUGGUGAAUUUCAUGCUGCCCCUUCACCCCCAACAAGCAACCUUUUUUCUGAUUUUUUUUUUUCCCACGGUAGAUUUUGCCUGUUUGAGAACUUCCUGUGAAAGGAAUCAUACAGUAUGUAUUCUUUUCUGCAAGGCUUUUUUUUCCACUUAGUAUAAUAAUGGUUUCAAGAUUCAUCCAUAUUGUUGCAUAUAUCAUGAGUUUGUUACUGAAUAUCCUUUUUGUUACUGAAUAGUAUUCCAUCAUAUAACUGUAAUACACUUUGUUCAUUCAUUCUCCAACUUCGGCUUGUCCAAUUUUUGUUUAAUAUGAAUAAGCUGCCAUGAACCAAAACAUACAUAGAAACAUUUGUUGGGUGCCAGUUAUGUUCUAGACAACUCCUUGACAUGCCUCAUAAGGACUUUGUGAUUUAGCUUUUUUUUUUUUUUUUUUUUAACCUCUUACCUCGUCUUACCUCUUGCCACUUAUUACUUAAGCUCAAUUUUCUCCAACUGUCUUCCUUUAAUUGCUCUGAAGCUCCCAUGCUGUCCCCACCUGGGGUUUUCUAUGCAGUUCCCUCUAAUUGGAACAUGGUUUCUCCCUUAUGGUUCCUGGCACAUUUUGCUUAGGUUCCUGUAUUUACCACAGUGGAACCAGAAGCAAGUUUCCUCACUUCUCAGGGCCUCUAUCAGUGACCUCUCUACCUGUAACAUAAAAAGAAAUAGUCCCUUCUCAGGGGGUUAUUAUAAAGAUUAAAUGAAUCAAUUUAUGAAAAGCACAUGGACUGACAUCAUAGUACAUGUUCAGUCAACGUUUGUAAUAGAUGUCAUGGAAGACCUUGAAUUUCUAGAAGCUUAUGCUUUGCAUAUGCUUAAUACUACAGAACAGAGAAUGGCAAAAGGUGAUGACAACAGUGUGGAAGGUAAGAGGGUACAAGCAAGCAAGGAGAAAAAAGACCACAUUGAGUUUAUACAACUAGUCUGCAUGAGUACACUAAAUGACAGUUGAGAUUACAGCAGUGGGAACUGAACAUGAAAUAGAUUUAGAAGACCUUUAUCUUAGAGACAAAAUCAACUUACUAUACAUUAAAGAGCAAAGGAGAGGGUAGAGACGGAUAGCUUGGAGCUUUCCAUCUUAUCUGGGUCUUAUCUGGGUAUUUGCAAGAAUGUAGUCUGGGCAUGGUGGCUCAUGCUUGUAAUCCCAGGGAGGUGGGUGGAUCACGAGGUCAGAAUUUCAAGACCAGCUUGGGCAACACAGUGAAACUCCGUCUCUACUAAAAUACAAAAACUUAUCUGGGCAUGGUGGCAGAUGCUUGUAAUCCCAGCUACUCAGGAGGCUGAGGCAGGAGAAUCUCUUGAACCUGGGAGGCAGAGGUUGCAGUGAGCCAAGAUUGUGCUACUGCACUCCAGCCUGGGCAACAGAGCGAGACUCCAUCUACAAAAAAAAAAAGAAAGAAUGCGAGUGCCAAGUAGCAAGGUAAGAGAUUUGGAAAGGGGGUCUGGAUGUGAUGGGAAAGGAUGACUUUGAUUUUAUGAUAGACAUGAGAAAUUAAGGAUGCUAACUGUACAUUAGUGGAAAUGCUCAGCAGGCCAUUGGAAAGAAAAAUAUAAGCAAAGGCAUGCAUUCUGAUGAGGAAUGAAUUAAAUCCUUAUAUCAUCAGAUGACUAUGAUUUCAUUGCGGUGCCUCUACAAAUUUAAUUCUUUUAGACUAGUCUUACAUGGGGUUUUAACAAAUGAAUAAUUAUUUCCUUAGAUGUUGUAGUUCCAGAUAGCAAAGACAGAGGGACAUGGAUAGAAGGUUCUUGUAAUGGGGAGAAGGCCAAAAUCACAUAUGGGGAAGCUGUUGAAAGUCAGAAGGAACACUCUUAGAAGGGGACCGACCACUUAAUAAGGUAUGACUGUGUCAGCGAUGAAAUGCUUUUCUUUUCUUUUUUUUUUUCCUCCUGAAGGAUUAAGAGUCUGGCACUUUGAAUCACUGCAUUCCAAUUUGCAGCUAAGGGUUGAUUAUUUUAAAUCCUAAAACUGUAAAGAAAAAAAUAGAGCCAGUAGGUUUGGUUUCUGAUCUCCAGGCAAGAGGCAAAUGCUGUAUGACACAGGGAACUCUGUGUGUGUGUGUGUGUGUGUGUGUGUGUGUGCACGCGCGCACACACGCACAUUUGUGAGCAUUGUCUUUCUUCCCUGUUUUGAUUCUUUACUACUGCUAGGCAGGAACUGGAGGUCAGGGAAUUAGCUGACAUUACUACAAUGGCUUUCCUUUGAAAUAAUAAGAACUUCAUAGUUACAGCGAUGGGUCUUCAUGUCAUUUUUUAGAAAAGUAGGUAUAUGAAAUCUUCAUCUAUUAUAUUGUAUAAUGUUGGUAGUGUGUAAUAUAACAAAAACUACCCAAGAUUUUCAACCUGACAAGUUCUUCUAGGACCAGAAUGACUCAUUAAGAAAAACAAAAUGAAUCUGAAAUUAAGUUGUUUCUCUGAAUGUAUUUUUCAAGUACAUAUGCAAUAAAUAAAGGGUUACUUUCCUGAUAGAAACUUUCAUGGAACUAAAUUCUUUCAAUGUAAGCAUUUUCAGAUUUCUAACCAAAUAAAUUUAUUUCUAACCAAAAUAUGCUAUUUUUUAUUUCCCUACAUAUAGAAUCUGUAUUGUCAGAAUGAUAAUUCUGAUACAUUAUGUUUUUUAGAGGAAUAUUUAGAGAAACUGAGAGAAUCUGUGAUGAAAUGAUACCAGGUAUUUUACUGAUGAUUCCAAACUUCACUUUUCAUGAAAAGGAUAAUUUAUUGUUAAAAACAAAAAAAGUCCUUUUCCACUACACUGUACUAUGUUCCUUACAAUAUUAAGGAUAUUCCUUUUUGCAUUUUACCAGUAGAUUUUCCAGGGCACGUUACCCAUAACCAGUUUUUUGGGUUAAACAUGUCUUGCUUCUUUCAGAAGCACCUAAGAAAAUCCCAUUGGUUUGAUUUGGGGAAAUCAGAGUGCCAGGAUGCUUGAAUAGGUGACAAGGAGUGGGGAGACCUAGUGAUGCUGUUUUCAGGCAUUCUAAAUUGGCCUAUUUCAUGGAGCUAGUAUUUGUGGACAGACAUCCAGAAGGCUAAAAGCAUUAUAUAGAAGAAUCAGACACUGCCUAUGCCUAACAUGCUUCUAAUAUACCUCUAUGAAGCUUCAAUCUAAACAAAAUGUUGACUUUACUAGGGGAAAAACAUUUAGAGAACACAGAUGAUUGAAUGAGUUGAUCUCUUGGGGCUCCUGUGAUUUCAAGAAAGGCUAUGCAUUUUUGAAAGCUGGUGAUUACUGACAAAUUAAGGUUUGACAAUUCUAGCCAAGAAUGUGCUUAAUGUUCAUUGGGAGUACUGAAUUAUAUUGGGAAUACUUCCAAGUUCGUGGAGAAUGCCUUCGGUUUUAAAGAUGCUUCCACAGUCUUGCCUGAUUGUAUUUAAAUUUGCUUUUUGAUAUUAUCCUGGUGAGACCCUAAUGAAAAACCCUCAAACAGAGGAAAAUUUAUUUCAGCCUAAUAAGAUUCAUCAGAUUGAUCCUUUCAAUAAGGCAAAGCAGGCUAAGUGCAGAAGAGAAGAGGAAACAUUAGGAGAAAAAGGAGGGAAGCAGGCCACUGAAGAACAGUAGACAGCUUUCCCCUUAGAAAAUAUGGCAGAGAGGCCCGGCGCUGUGGCUCAUGCCUGUAAUCCCAGCACUCUGGGAGGCCAAGGCAGGCAGAUCACCUCAGGUCAGGAGUUCGAGACCAGCCUGGCCAACAUGGCAAAACCCCAUGUCUACUAAAAAUACAAAAAUUAUCUGGGCAUGGUGGAACAUGCCUGUAAUCCCAGCUACUCAGGAGGCUGAGACAGGAGAAUCACUUGAACCCAGGAAGUGGGGGUUGUAGUGAGUGAAGAUCCCAUCACUGCACUCCAGCCUGGGCAACAGAACAAGACUCUGUCUCAAAAAAAAUAAAAAAAAAAAAAGAAAAGAAAAGAAAGAAGAGAAAGAGAAGAUAGUGAAAGAAAAAAAAUGUGGGAAAGGGGCGUGGAACCCAAAAUCUCACCUUUCUGGCAAAUAUGUUCCUCAAAGCUGAAACGAUAAAGCAACUUGUCCCAAACCACACCUAAAACUCUCACCUACUUCUGUACAGUUCAGUGUUUUAUUUUCAGUCCACCUAUGCUUUGGUCAUAAAGUCCUCCAGAAAGCCAGAAUUGCUACCAAUCUUUUGAGCUCCCUUGUUGCUACAGACAUACUACUUUUUAAACAUGUGAAUGAGUUACUGUCCUCCAGCCCCUGGAACAGCCUUCCAUUCUCUUUAGCGCCUUUACUCUGUCCCUGGGCUCUUCGCUUCUCCAAAAAUUUAAGGAAGAUAUUCUAAUCUAGGUUUCCAGAAACAUAAGCUUAUUUCAAAUUGAUCAGGGGCAGAUGUAGAAAACGGAAACAAGAAGAAUAGACUUAAUACAGGUUUAUGUGAAUCUUGAGAUCAUUUUCCUAUUUAGUUUAAUUUAUUUUUAACUAGCAUAAUCCUCAAUUUUCUGAAAAGUUCUUGUAUCUGUUUUUUCAUGCCGUUCAAUGGAUGACUACCAUCUUUCUGGGUGUGAAAUGUUGUUUAGGAAUAUAUUUUGGAGCUCACGAGUUCUAUAACUUAAUUGGCUUUAAGCAAGUCUAUUGGACAUAUCACAAACUUUUCUUCUUAAUUCUGCUCAAAAUGUUAAAGCUGUUAUUUUUCAGGGUGGCCACUAACCCCUCCAUUAAUUAGUGCAUUAGGAAGUUCUUCCAGGUCUCUUAAGAAGUAGAGUAGUUGCCUACCAUUUAGCCAUUACUAAAGCAAUGACACGUAGUCAUUGUUACUGCAUGCAUUAAAAUGGGGUGGCCCUCUGUUUUUUGUUUUUUUUUGUUGUUGUUGUUGUUUUGAUGAAAGUGGAGCAGAAACUUGGCAGUGAAAGACACCUGUCUUUGCCUUCUUUUCAGCUUCAUAAAAUAUUUGCUUCAUUCUCAAGUCCCAUCAAGGGAUUCAGAUAUUAAACGUUGAAGUAUUUGAUGCUGUUAAAUAAAACAGCCAAACCAGAAUGAAAACGCUAUAUUUUUUGCAAAUGGAAAUAUUGAAAACAAUCUUGUCAUUCAGUGAAUAGGCUCCUCAUUGUUGCUAAACAGUCUUCCUUCCUUCCUCCCCUUCCCUUCCCUUCCCUUCCCUUCC